AUGGAGGACCCUCUUGUUCUUGGACGUAUAAUAGGAGAAGUUUUGGAUCCCUUUACGAGUUCUGUGACUCUGAGGGUUGUUUACAAGAAUAACUCAGAUGUUAUCAAUAGUUGUGAGUUCAAACCUUCUCAGAUUGUGAACAAACCAACAGUUCAUGUUGGUGGAGAUGACCUAAGAGUUCUUUACACUCUGAUAAUGGUGAACCCUGAUGCUCCUAGCCCAAGUCACCCAUGUCUGAAGGAAUAUUUGCAUUGGUUGGUAACCAAUAUUCCAGCUACUACGACAGCAACGUUUGGACAUGAGAUCGUGGAGUAUGAAAGUCCACGACCAACGACGGGGAUUCAUCGUAUUGUUUUUGUGUUGUUUCGUCAAUUGGGUAGACAAAUUGUGCAUGCUCCGAGAUGGCGCCACAAGUUCAACACCAGAGAUUUUGCUGAGGUUUACAACCUGGGAUUACCAGUUGCUGCUGUGUAUUUCAACUGUCAACGUGAAAGUGGUUGGGGUGGCAGAAGAGCUUAA
Sphenostylis stenocarpa is the source of this 519-nucleotide messenger RNA. Lineage: Eukaryota; Viridiplantae; Streptophyta; Magnoliopsida; Fabales; Fabaceae. The record is from the annotation of a GenBank genome assembly.